Messenger RNA from Phodopus roborovskii (desert hamster), 2592 nucleotides. RefSeq names its product chromobox 4 (gene Cbx4). Gene Ontology annotation, biological process: negative regulation of DNA-templated transcription. NCBI's taxonomy places the organism in Eukaryota, Metazoa, Chordata, Mammalia, Rodentia, Cricetidae. The transcript is spliced from 5 exons. Bases 206 to 1870 code for a protein of 554 amino acids. The record is from RefSeq and is a predicted model, not a curated record.
GGGCUCAGUUGUCUGAGCGAGCGCGAGCAGAGAGUCGGCGGGCGCGGGCAGCGGCGGCAGCCAGGCUGUUGAGGGGCGAGUGGAGGCGGCGGGGGCAGAGCGUGUGGCGAGGUCCCCGCGCAGGACCACAUCGGGACGCCUGCGGGAGCCAGCUGUGUGUGCAGCCGCACCGGCCGCUCGCGUCCCGGCGCGCUCCGGCUCGGCCAUGGAGCUGCCAGCUGUUGGCGAGCACGUCUUCGCGGUGGAGAGCAUCGAGAAGAAGCGGAUCCGCAAGGGCAGAGUGGAGUAUCUGGUGAAAUGGAGAGGCUGGUCCCCCAAAUAUAACACGUGGGAACCAGAGGAGAACAUCUUGGAUCCCCGUCUACUGAUCGCCUUCCAGAACAGGGAGCGACAGGAGCAGCUGAUGGGAUAUCGAAAGAGAGGGCCCAAGCCCAAACCGCUGGUGGUGCAGGUACCCACCUUUGCCCGCCGCUCCAAUGUCCUGACAGGGCUUCAAGACUCCUCUGCUGACAGCCGUGCCAAGCUGGAGUUGGGCACGCAGGGCAAGGGCCAGGGGCACCAGUAUGAGCUUAACAGCAAGAAGCAUCAUCAGUACCAGCCGCAUAGCAAGGAGAGAUCGGGUAAGCCGCCACCACCAGGGAAGAGCGGCAAGUAUUACUAUCAGCUAAACAGCAAAAAGCACCACCCAUACCAGCCAGACCCCAAAAUGUACGACCUGCAGUACCAGGGUGGCCACAAGGAGGCACCCAGCCCGACCUGCCCAGACCUGGGCGCCAAGAGCCACCCUCCUGACAAGUGGGCCCACGGAGCUGCUGCCAAAGGCUACCUCGGGGCAGUAAAGCCCCUGGGGGGAGGGGCAGGAGCUCCUGGCAAGGGCUCAGAGAAGGGCCCUCCCAAUGGCAUGACACCGGCCCCCAAGGAGGCAGUGGCUGGUAAUGGCAUUGGGGGCAAGAUGAAAAUCGUCAAGAACAAGAACAAGAACGGCCGCAUCGUGAUCGUGAUGAGCAAGUACAUGGAGAAUGGCAUGCAGGCGGUGAAGAUCAAGUCGGGCGAGGCGGCCGAGGGCGAGACGCGCUCCCCCAGCCACAAGAAACGUGCUGCGGAGGAGCGCCAUCCCCAGGCCGACAGGACUUUUAAAAAGGCGGCAGCCGUUGGUGCCGAGGAGAAGAAAGCAGAAGUGCCCUGCAAACGCAGGGAGGAGGAGGCCCUGGUGUCCGCGGACCCUCAGCCCCAGGACCUAGGGUCCCGGAAGCUCUCCCCGACCAAGGAGGCCUUUGGUGAACAGCCGCUGCAGCUCACUACCAAGCCAGACCUGCUGGCCUGGGACCCAGCCAGGAGCUCCCACCCACCCGCCCACCACCACCACCAUCACCACCACCACCACCACCACCACACGGUGGGCCUGAACCUCUCCCACGCGCGCAAGCGCUGCCUCUCCGAGACCCAUGGCGAGCGUGAGCCCUGCAAGAAGCGGUUGACCGCCCGCAGCAUCAGCACGCCCACCUGCCUGGGGGCCAGCCCGGCCUCGGAACACCCCGCCAAUGUGUCCCCCACUGCGGCGUCUCUGCCGCAGCCCGAGGUCAUCCUGUUGGACUCAGACCUGGAUGAGCCUAUAGACUUGCGCUGUGUCAAGAUGCGCAGCGAUGCUGGGGAACCGCCCAGCUCUCUCCAGGUGAAGCCGGAGGCUCCGGCGGCGGCGGUGGCCGCAGUGGUGGCGCCGGCCACCGCAGCGGAGAAGCCUCCGGCUGAGGCCCAGGACGAACCCGCGGAGCCCCUGAGCGAAUUCAAGCCCUUCUUUGGAAAUAUAAUUAUCACUGACGUCACCGCGAACUGCCUCACGGUCACGUUCAAGGAGUACGUGACUGUGUAGUGGGAAAGGAGUCGCACCCACUUGGGACUCAGCGCCUGCAGUCUCGAAGAGGCCCCAGCAGCCGCAGUGAUGGCCAGGCCCCGCUGCUCACUCCCUUCCACUCGGUGCCUGCGGCCUUGCCUCUUGCCGCCACCUCCCCUACCCCAUAGGAGACCCGAGCCUUCCCCGUGGACCUCCAGAACUGACCCCGCAGCCCGAGGCGGUCUCAAGAGUUAUAGUAUUAUAUUUUAACCGUGCUAACUUGUCAAGUGCUGGCUCUACUCCGGUUUGUACGUGGUGUUAUUCUUGAAAUGUAUUGUUUGAGCUCAGAAGGCCCGACCACCCCCCUCCCCUCUUCGGGCUUAUAUCUAUAUACAUAUAUAUAUAUAUAUUUAUUUGUAGGUAUUUAUAUAUUGAAAUAUAAAAACCUAGAUUUAUGGAGUUUUCCUCUAGAUCAUGUUAUAUUCUAUAUCAGACAAACUAUUUUCAGUUGGUCUUUCCUUCCUCCAUCCAGUAUUUUUUAUUUUAUUUCCUCCUCUCCAGGGACUGCAACACCAGUAACCCUUGGUAUAUAUUUUUUGAUACUGUACACAUGGGUGUGUUGUUUCUAUGUGCAAAAAAAAAAAAGUUUGUUAAAAGGCUAAAGAGCUCUCUAGAACCUGCUGCUAUAGAAAUGUCUGAACUAUAAGCUUCCAACUAUUACCUGCUUGAAUGUAAAUAUUAAAUGGAGAUGUUGAAGGUGC